Molecule: messenger RNA, 1307 nt
Organism: Ziziphus jujuba (common jujube)
Lineage: Eukaryota; Viridiplantae; Streptophyta; Magnoliopsida; Rosales; Rhamnaceae
Exons: 5
Coding region: 572-982 (136 amino acids)
Biological process (GO): transcription by RNA polymerase III
Cellular component (GO): transcription factor TFIIIC complex
Source: RefSeq, a predicted model, not a curated record
GCAUAAUGAAUUAUUUUAUAUAUAAAAGCUAAGAAAUGCUAUCAAAAAAGUAUAUAAUAGGAAUGCAAGAGUGCAAUAUUUUAUAAAGCAGAUGAAAAAUUACAAUAUUUGUAGCGUUCAAAUAUACUUCUACAUUAAAAAUUACUGUUAAAAUUGUUGGAGGGGGAGCAUAAUGAUGUUAGCGGUUGAGAAAUUUAUUUUUUAACAAAAGCAUUCUGUAAAACCUGUUCUUUAUGUCUUAUGUUUGAUCGAAAUUCCUUCUUUUUCUUUUUGGUGGAAAAACUUUUUUUUUUUUUUUUCAUAAUACAUUUUAUUGUAUUCUGUUUUUCGAAAAUAAAUAUUUAAUUUAGAAUUCUUUUUUAGUAUUUCAGUUGUAAAUUGUAUUUUUAUUAUUAUACGCCAAAUUUCCCACCAUUUUUCAUAUUGCGAAAUUUCCCAAAAUCAACCCUAAAAUCGAAUCCUUACUUCUCGGUACAAAUUCCAUCGCUCAGUUUCUGUCCGAGUCUCUGUCGGCCUUGACUCAGCCGCCAAAGCACUGCCGGCACACACUUUGCUUGUAUUUCUGAAGGCUAUGGAGGCAAACACAGUGCAAAAUAACCACGAAGAUGAUGAAGAAUAUGUAUUACUUGAUCUUGAUGGUGUUUCUGGGCAACUCGACAUCCCACCAAAUGCACCAUAUGUUCUAACUGGUUUGGACACAUUGAAUCCAAUAUUGAUCAUAGAUGGCAAAUUGAAGCUGAUAGGAAAUUAUGAAGAAACAAUUGGCACAUGCCUUGUCUUCACAGAAGAAGAUACUGGACCUGUGGUUCAUGAAGAAACAGGACCAUCAGAGGCUAACCUUUUCUCAGGCAAAUGCAUAAUAGAUCCAAACCAAGCUCCAAAAAAGCAAGUAAAACCAGUCACCCGCCUGAAUAAGAUUCUGAGAUUUAAAUUGGCUCCUGAUGCUGACACUCAAGAUGCAACAAGCGACCAAACUUCCUGAGUAAGAGUUUGAGCUUGCGGCAGCAUUUCGCUGGUCAAAAUGGUGAGACAUAUAAAUAUAGCUGCUGUUGUAAUAUAAAUUGCUUUUCUUCUACCUGGUUAUGAAAAAAGUUCAAUGCACAAAGUUCAAUUUUGUGGUCCACUCAACAUUACAAAUGUUUGAUUUGAUUUUGUCCUACAUAACAAUACCAAUGUAUAGAUUGAGAUCCCAACAUUCAAAAUUACCAAUAAUGAAGUGUCAGUCUGUAUAUAAAUACAUACAUACUCAUACGCAUGUUUUUACACUAACCAACAUUGCAGUUUAAAUCUUUAUGUGUUUCUGUGUA